CGCCACUCCAUCAACAUCACGAUAAAAUAAAAACAACACCGUCUCUCCAUUUCCGUUGAUUGCCUAGUUACAGGUCAUAGCCAAUAUUUUGAGGCUGCAUUGCAACGUUCUUUACGUGUGCGGAGUUUGGGUUCAUUUCGCGUCAAUCGCUAGUUUUCAACUUCAACCACCGCCAAAAUACCACCGUUGACUGGUCAGCAACAGCCCACCUCUAAAAACGUCAUGAUCUCUACCAAAAAGACAGGCUCGCCACAGACCCGUAAACAGGCUGUGGCUGAAGCCUCUUCCUCUAGAGUCGUCCCAAAGCCUGUGCCAGAAUCGCAGGCCCAGGACCCUAGGACAUAUCAGAUCGACCAGCUGCGGCGACGCUAUUCGCCAAAGGAAAUCACCGCACCGGACGGUGCGACUUCAUUGCUGUUCAAGAUUAAGCCCUCGGAUCCUGACUUUCCAUUUGAGCUGGCUGCCCUCGAGUGUGAUCUCCGUGUCCCGCAGGCAUAUCCGGAUGAGAAGCCGGUGUUGCAUGUGAAAAACAAGGACAUCCCAAGGGGUUUUGGUAUCAAUAUAGAGAGAGGAUGGGAUGGACUCGUGGAGGAGAGACCUGGGGCUACGUUGCUCGCUCACACACGAGAGUUGGACAAGAAUUUGGAAAAGUUUCUGUCUGAGCAAAAGGCCGAGACAGUCAAGCUCGUGACUUUUAGAGACACGAGGCAUGUGGAGGCACAAAAGCCUCAAGCAAAUGAGCCAGUACAGUCCAAGCAGGUCUCUGAGCCAACUCCGCCAAAACCUGCCCCCACGCCCUUCAAGUACGUCCCAGAGCCGUCGUACACAAGAGAUGAAAUCGCCGCUGCAAAGGAGCGACGUGCUCUUGAGAUUCGUCAGCUCGAGGCGCGUAUGAAGAGGACACCCGAGUAUCGCCGUUCUCCUGACGGCGUCGUGUACACGCUGCCGUUGCAACCACUGAAGCGCUCGGAGCUUCCGCCAGGACUGCAAUCUGUCAGGAGUCUUCACCUGAUUAUUCCGUUGAUAUAUCCCCUGCAGAACCUCCGCAUUCAGCUGAAUAAUGUCGAGCCUGAAGUUGCAGAGCCUGUGGAGGACCUAUUCUGCGAAAAAGCAGCUGGGCAACAGCAAAUGUCUCUCAUGAGUCAUCUCAACUAUCUUGCACAAAACAUCCACAAACUGGCGAAGCAAGCACAGGCACAUGUACCCAAGGUCGAGCCAGCAGUACUAGUACCUGAAGAUCAACCCCAAGAUGCAAAGGAAACAGCGUCAAAGUCCGAAGAUAGUCAUAUUCAGGUGAUCCCACGACCCCCUGAGUGGAACCACGUCGAUGGAGACGAAUCUGAAGACAGCUCCAGCUCUGAUGAUGCUGAUGAAGGCGGUGCUGUAUUAGAGAAUGAGAAGGAACCACAGGUCGCCAUGCCAGGUGAAACCCCUGAGCGUGGUACCAUGCUGUCGUUUCCGUCUAUUGAGUUGCACGGUAUUGAAAUACUUCAGCUCUCCAUCUUGGGUAUCAGUGUGAAGUGCGAACGAUGCAAGACAGUCAACGAGGUCACGGGCCUGAAGCCUGACGUCGAGAAGACGUCGAGCUGUAAGAAAUGUGCAACGCCGUUUGCCGUCAAGUAUCGACCUACGCUGGUUCAUGAGCAUUCUACUAGGGCUGGAUUCCUUGAUCUUGCUGGAUGCAAAGUGGCAGAUAUGCUUCCCAGCACAUUUGUCCCAAUCUGCGAGAGAUGCUCUACGCCAGCUCCUGGUCUUGUCUCAGUACGGGGCUCAUCUGUCACCAAUGUUUGCCGAGAUUGCCAUGGUCAUUUCACUUUCAAGAUCCCCGAAGUCAAGUUCCUCUUCAUCACACCUGGUUCGCGUCCUCCACCUACCGCAGGGCAGCGGCGGAAGCAGGAGAAGCUGGGCAUUCACGCGGGAGAGCAGCUCCCCAACAAGGGCGCAUGCUCGCACUACCGAAAGUCCUACCGAUGGUUCCGUUUCUCAUGCUGCAGCCGGGUUCAUCCCUGUGACAAGUGCCAUGAUGAUCAGGAAGAUCAUAUCAACGAAUGGGCCAACCGUAUCAUCUGCGGCUGGUGCAGUCGCGAGCAAAACUAUUCUUCAGCAGUUGAGGCGUGUAGAUACUGCGGCCGAUACCUGAUAGGCAGAAAGGGCCGGGGAUUCUGGGAAGGCGGGAAAGGCACUCGCGAUAGGAGAAUGAUGAGUCGGAAGGAUCCGAGAAAGUACAAGAGGAUUGGUGGUUCGGCAGCUAAAGACAAAGAGACCUAGAACAGGCCUUGGUUGGCGGUUCUUUGUCACAGCUGAGAGGCGCCAGGCUGAAGCUUUCUUAGUGAGUGUACAAGUAUGUACUGUAUAUUAGCUGUCAGGUUGUAUGUAACCCUAGAUCAGCUGAACGAUAAUGCUCAUUGCCACUGGUCAUCUAUACCUUUCUCAGCGGUUACGAGCCGCCAGUAUUUACACUUGAUGUAGAUCUGUAACCAUGGCGAUAAUAGAAAAAGGUGGUCACCGUCUCGCAAAGAAGAGUACCCAAUCUUGGACAUGUGAAACGUGCAAAAGAGUGGGGGUUACGCGGCCCAUUUGUGUGCAUCCUGAAUCUAUUCCCGUCGGUAUCUCGCUGUAGCGACGAUAUGAUUUGAAGAUGCGGGAAUGGAGUGUCACAUUGAGUUACGAGGCGUUUGUGCAGGAGCAAAUGGCGGCAAUUGGUGGGGAGGUUGUGGUUGGUGAUUAUUAUUAUUAUGCUGAGGAGAAACAAAUGGCUGAGAAUAAAGAAUAAAUAGGCAAAUGAGAUGUGAGGAUUAAAUUGAUGCCUAGUAAUUGGUUCCUGUUACAUCCAGUCGGAAUGGGUGGGAUGUGUGAUUGUAGUCAGCACGACGCUUAACGAAUACUUACAUACGAAUAUCUUGAUAAACUAGUAGAUACUUAUGAAGUAUGGGUAUUUGAGACGGGUCUUUCUUUUUAGCGACACGGCAGAUUUAUCGGGAGAUGUUGUUACGAAUAUAGAUCAAGUCAUUUGUCUUCUCUUGUGUUGUCUUGUGUGGUUGUUGCGUGUAUUCCUUUGACCUAUUCCGUAAAUGACAAUAGAUUGGCUGGUACUUCCAUAAAGAUCGUUCUGAUGGAUGUAAAUAUUGAUUGGAUGCAGAGUUUUCAGGGUGUGUAUUGAAUGAAGUCGUACUCAGCCGUUGGAUAUCACGCAAUUCUUCAUCACUCUGCCAUUACAUACUGCAUGGCAUGCGCUGUAAUGCUGCUGGAACUCACAUGCAUCCUGCGAACUACUGUUGGCAUGUGAAGCGAGAGAGUUUUCUCGGCGGUAUCGGACAAUAUAUUCGAGGCAUUGCUUAUGCUGGCGACAUCGGAUGUGAUGGAGGUUGAGACGUGACGUGCUGCGCGGGAUCCGUUGGGGUUGGGGAUGGAAACGUGGGAUGUGGUGAGAUAAUUUGAUAAGGUAGAUAAGAAGUGAAUGUCUUUCUGGAAACUGAAAUCAAGUCACGCGUGAAGAGAGAAGAAAUGUUAAACUUGUUUAGGGAUAGCAAGUCGUGUCUUGCUAAUGCUUAGGCUCUGAGCGUGACAAGACGACCAACGACCAACGGUAUGCAGGUACUGUAGCGCAAGGUGCCAAAGAACAUGGCCCACGAUUGAACAGCAACGAACCAAUGCCUAAGCCUUGUCAAAGCACAGUAAGUCGAGUUUGAAGCCAUCGCCAAAGAAAGUGAUUCGAUAACCAAGGCAAUGCUGUGGCGUACCAGUUUACCCCACAGUCCACUCUGAAUCAUGGAUGGACCCUUGUAAAAUGCAUCACAGGACGUGAUCUAGCUUUCUGGAGCUGAGGUGUAUUGAAACAAACACAGACUUGAUGCCCCUGACGCCUUGACUAGAGAGUGUGCUGUUUGCUUCACUUUCACUCCCCUUUCAUUAUUACUAUACUUGGCCGAGUAAUGAAAGAAUGAAAGAGGCGCCUGAAUGAUGACGGAUCAACGGACAGACGCGCCGGACCGUCGCUGGCGCCAUCACGGGACCUGGUUAUGGCUUGACGGGGAUGAGAUCCGUCGUUAGGUCAGUGUUUGUGAAACUAGAGAGAGUCAGCUGAGUUGAGGUCAGAUCAUGUCAGGGCAGAAUUCAAUGGUUUUGACUAUGGCUUAUGAGAGGUAUUUGGCACAAAGCUUCCAUUCAUGUCAGGCCCAGCCAAAUACUCACACCCUCUCUCUAAAUGAACAUUCCGUCUGUUCCCUUUGUCGAGUAGGUAUCACUUAACAAACAAAUGACCUUCAUAUGAAACGACUAAAUAUAUCAAUCAUCUCGGUCAACCUUGUUAGCAAAGUUUUUGACCACGGCGCCCCCGGAGACCAGACAGGCUCACACGUGCGCCAUGACCCCCAUCCUCCAAGGCUUGUUCGAGGCUUCAUCCCAUGUCUAUCAUGCCCUUUCGGGCUCCUCAUCUCAUUGUCCCUGUGCCAAGCAAACGUUCCCGACUCAGGCUUGCCCUCGCGGGUCUUCUUCCGGCGCCAUGGCGGGCCCCUGGACGUGACAGACAGGGGGGGUCUAAGCUCUUCUAGAAGGUCAAAGCAGGCAUGGCUGAUAUCGUGAGUUGAUGCCCAGUGGUGUAUUUAUUUUAUUAGACAAAUAAUAAUACUUCAUUCCAUUUUAUUAUUUUAACUAGUUGACUUGUUAAACGGUCGUUUAUUUCAUGGCUACUAAACGGUGACCGUUUACUUCAAGACCAGCCUUUUCCUUCUACUGUCUGCGUUAAUUAGGUACCUGUGGAUAAUGAUCGCAAUUGCUUCUGCCAUUGGCUUCUAGCUACAGACUCAACACCACAUCAUCCAUUCCUAUCUCACAGUGACUGAAUAUGGAACUCAACUGCUAUUCAGUUGUUGUACCGUUUCCCAACUAUUCGCCAUUAAAUCAAAACAUUAAAACUGUAGAUUCACCAUUGAAACCAAUUCGCGUCCCAGAACCCUUUAGCCUAAACUCAUCAUCCCGGGGUCGAUAAUUGCUUGUGUAUGACCCCCAAUAACCUCA
Messenger RNA from Fusarium verticillioides 7600, 5016 nucleotides. RefSeq lists its product as hypothetical. The record is from RefSeq and is a predicted model, not a curated record. Gene Ontology annotation, molecular function: zinc ion binding. NCBI's taxonomy places the organism in Eukaryota, Fungi, Ascomycota, Sordariomycetes, Hypocreales, Nectriaceae. The coding region runs from base 223 to 2268 and encodes 681 amino acids. The transcript has a single exon.